AUGAGCGCGCACAAGGAGGCGGCGAAGCAGCGUAAACGUAAAUCACUCAAAAUGGCAUUGGAGAAGUGCAUGCAGCGACGCGAUGCGAUGGCAUGCACUGAGGUAGCGGGCGGCGAACAGGGGGGCGUAAUGGGUAUCGCAGGAGGAGCAGGAGAAAUGGGCGAAACAACAACAACAACGACGACGGCGACGGCGGCAGCGGCUGCAGCUGCGGCAGCAGCAGCGACUGCAGCAGCAGCUGCUGGUCUGCUUAGCUUUGAGCAUCAAGAGAUCGCAAUGCAAAUUAAAGCAGCCAUGGCAGCCGAACAGCAGCAACGCGAACGAGCCGAAGCCGAAGCUGAGGCAGAAGCCGAAGCGAUGGACACGACGGCAAACACAACAGCGAACACGACGGCGACGACGACGACAUCAACAACAACGGCGACGACAACAACAACAACGGGCGAAACAUCAACCACCACCGACGAAGGCAGCGAUGCCGAAGCCGAAGCUGAGUUAAGCGGCAACGAAGCGUUGCCGAAGGCCACAGCCAUGGAUAUCGAUGAGCCCGAGUCGGAGCUUGUUGUUGUUGAGCCAAAGAUCGAACCGUUGUCGGACAGCGAACCCGAAGACGAAGAAGACGAUGAAUUGUUGGCACAACAACAACAACAGCAGCAGCAUUAUGCGGCUGCCGCUGUAAUGCCCAUCGAUGAGCCUGUUGAAAUGCAGCGCACGCCCACGUCCACGCCCACCAGCCAAAUGUUGAUGAUGGCCCAUGAAGCGCCCGCUUUGACCUCUACGCCCAAGGUCAAUGUGGAUGUGAAUGAGCAGUAAAUGAGAAGAAGAGAGAAGUAGAAGACGAAGAAGAAGAAGAAUAGGAAGAAGCCCCCACCCGCCCACAACAAAAGAAAAAAAACAAAAAACUAUAACGAAUUGAAUGCCACAAUUCAACAAAUUGAUUGAUUAAUUGAUAGAGAGUGAUUGAGUGAUUUACAAAGAGAAAGAAGAAGAAGAAGUUUACGUUACGCGCUACGAAAAUGAUGAUGAAGAAGAAGAAGAAUGACUACUGUUGCAACUGUCGUUGCCCUCGGAGACCACCUAUAACAAAAAAAUGCAAGUCCCAAGCAAAUCGCUUGGGCAAAGAUGUCUACUAUAACUAACUAUAACUAAAUACUAACUUUAUGCACACAACAAACACACACACACACACACACACACAUAUACAACACACACAAACACAAGUACACAAAGGCAGUAUUUGAUGUUCUUUUGAUGUUUAUUAUUUUUGAUUCCUUUUUCCUUCGACAAAAACAGACCAACAACAACAACAACUACCACAAACAACAACAACAACAAUGCUAGCGAAAAAUGAAAAUAUAAAUAUUUUUAAUUUAUUAGAAGAAAGAGUCUAUAACACAAAUCCGGCUGAAAAAUCGUUUUCAGUGUGCUAAGAAAUCGUCUCAACAAAAAGAAUAGUGAAUGAAAAAAAAAACAAAACGGAAAAUGAAACAAACUCACUAGACUCGCUUUGCUUUCAUCAGGCAAAGGGUCGAAUGAGCUAAAUGAGCGAAAAUAAAAUAUGAAAAGAAAGAAAUAUGAAAAUAGUUAUGCUUGCACAAAACAAAAAAAGUUUGAACGUUUUUGAUUGGUAGCUGAAAAUAUAAUUGUUUUUAAUAUACUUAACACAAACAUAUAUAUUUAUUAUUCUUUUGAAGAAAGUAUUUCAUUUUUUUUAAAACACUGCAAAGUUGCCUCAAAUCAAACAAAAACGAAACAAAAAAGGAAGAAGAAAAAACGAGAAUAAGAAUACAAAAUAAAUACUUAACUGAAUUUAAAUAGCUGCAAAUCAACAACUAAAAACUACAAACUACAAAAAACUAUAAAAACAAAAAACAGCAACAACAAACUACAAAGCAACAAUAGCAACAAAACCGCAACCACAAGUACCUGCAAUAAAUAAAUAGUAUAAAACAAACAAAAAAACAAAACAUAAAAUAUUGAAAUGGAAGCAUUAAAAAAUCGCCUGCGUCGUCAGCCAAUUUGGCAUUUUGUUUGUCUAGUUUUUUGUAAAUAAUUUUAUUAAAUUUAUAUAAUACAAUGACAGCAAAAUGCAGUUGGCUGCCACGCCCCCCAUGCUGUGCGUUCACAUUGCUUUUAAACAACAACAUUUUUAAUUUACAUUACAUUUUUCAUUUCUGUUUUUUUUUUUCACCAUUUUGGGCCUCAAAAUUUUAACAAUCGAAAAUCACGCACAACUUUUGGCCAAAUCCAAAUGCAAAAAAAAACGAAAAAAAAAAAGGAAAAUUCUUAUGUUUUUAAUUUCAACAUUCAAGCAACAGAAGUAAACAUAAAUAUAUAAAACAAUUGGUAAAUUGGGUGCCUAUUAACAAAAGUAAAUUAAUUAAACAACUAUUAGUGAAAUUUUAUAAAGAAAACCUAAAGAAUAAAAUCUAAAAUAAAAACGUAUAUAUUUAAAUAAAAAAAAACAAAGUAAACAAUUAAAGAUAGUAAAAGAAAUGCAAAAAAAAACGAGAAACUUGUUAUAAAAAGAAAAACCACUCAAAAACGUUCUCAACAAACUUGAAUGAAAAGCAACAAACAAUUAAGAAACAACAACAAAACAGAACAGCAAUAAUUACAGCAAACAAAAAGAAUUACAAAAACAAAAAUUCAAAAUCAAAAAACACUUUUGGCACACCUUUGGAAAACAUUUUUCAUAACCAAAAAAGAAAAGAAAAUUAUGAUUUUACCCAACAAACCACAAAAAAAAAAAUGAAAAACUUUUCUUAAAUUCAAAAUUCAGUUCUUUCGGCUUUUAUGAUUUUUGUACAAGGUAAAAAAAGAAAAACAAAAAACAACAACACGAUGAAAAUGCUGUAAAAAUAAUCUGAGAAAUCUUGUUGUAAACGCCUUAAAUAAACGCAAAUGGGCGUGUCAGGCACUGUAAAUACAAACACACACAAAGAAAACACACAUGCACACACACACACCAACACACAGUUUAAGGUUCAGUUGUAAAAUGAUAUAAUAUUGAUGUAGGAUCUAGUAUAUAUAUAUUAUAUAUAUAAAUAUUAAGCGCAUAUGUAGGAACACUUAGGCUCGCCAAAAGUUGCUUGCAAAAAAACAAGAUUAGGGUUUAUGUUCAUGUUUAAGUUUCCCUUUUUACAUAUUGGACACAAUAGUGCAAGUUUUUCUUUUUACAUAAACUACAGGGUGAUAAAAACACACACACACGCACAUAAACAAUAGUUAAAAAACAAACAAACACACACACAAACACAAACACUCAAAUAGUAUUCAACGGAAUGAUUUAAGCAAAUAGCCAAAUGUUAAAGAUCUAGUUACAUAUAUCAAAUGUUAAACAUGCUCUCAACGAUUUUUGAGAAUCGCAGAGAGCGCCGCAGACACACAUACACAUACACGUACACACACACACACACACACACAUUUCCUCCCCCCACUCCCGUCGUGUAGUUCUUACUUACGUAAUCUACCCCAAAAACCAGUUUGUUCUGUGAUGUGCAACGUUCAAACCACGUUUGGCGUUGCAAAGUUUUUGUUUUCUUUAUUUUUUGUAAUAAUUAAACUAAUAAUAUCGUAUGGUUUUCCCGCAUGCUUAACACUAAACUUAACUAACUAACCGUAUAUAACUCGAACAGCAAAACAACAAAACAAAUCAACAAAAACAACAACAACAACAAAAUGAAAGAAAAAGAUUUAACGAAACAAAUUAUGAUAAACGUAAUUAAUUGCAAUAAUUUACUUUAAAUGCAAAGAUGAAAAAAAUAACAAAUUUAUUAUUAAUAAUAAUAAUCCCACCCCUCUUCCCCUCCUCCGCCUCCUGUAUCCCCUAAGCAACCCAACCACGUUCCAUUCGCAAGCAGCGAUUUGUUUCUCAGCAACGUUCUCUGGAGUCUGAAUUACAUAUUAUUUUUUAAGUACGUUGUUGUUGCACUCGUCGCCUAUGCUGUGCGAAUUGGGGGCGUGGCAUUUGUGGGUAUGCUGCUCAAUUGAAAACAAGAGAAAUUACAUUACAUUUUCGUUUUUUUAAUUUUUGAGAGAAUAUAAUAAUAAUAAUGAUAAUAUAUUGUGUGUAUACAACAUAAUACAAAGUAAAUUAAUUUUUUAGGUUUCAUUUGAAUUAGAGCUUAGUUUUAUAUAACGACUAUGUUUAGACUUAUGUACUGCAACUUAAUUGUAUGUAUGGAAAUCAAACUCAGGAACUCAUAUACCUCAGAAACUACCUCUUUGUUUUUUAUUAUUAUUAUGUGUUUACUGCAACAAACAAACAAACAAGAAAACAUCAAUAAUAAUAGUCAACAAGUCAAGCUAAUUUGAAGAUGCUACAAAACAGCUUUAGUUCUUAGUAGAUUUUUUGUUUAGUUCUUAACUCCUUAAUAUAAUAAUAAUGAUGAUGACUAAUCUUACGUAAUAUGCAAAAGACAACUUGCACACACACCAACACACCAACACACACACAUGCAAUAGCAACAAUAUCGAACUGCAAUAGUUAACUAAACUACCUCAAUGGGCUCCCAUAGACUGCGCAUACUCGUAAUAUUCGAAAUGAAACAAUAUGAGAAAUGAAAACUUACAACUUAAUACUAAAUGCAAUUUUAAUUUCAUUUGUAAAAUGGUGACACACACACACACAGAGACGCUAACACACACACACAUACACCCACACACACCUUUUGGCUUAUAAUUUCGAAAUAUUUACAAAAACAACAACAACAAACUUGAGUAAAUCCUUAUAAAAAUUAGAAGAAAAAAACUUUGGCAGAUACGUUUUUUAGAUAGGUUUUUGUAAAUAUGCGCUAAAUUACACACACACACACACACACA
Molecule: messenger RNA, 4824 nt
Organism: Drosophila nasuta
Lineage: Eukaryota; Metazoa; Arthropoda; Insecta; Diptera; Drosophilidae
Product: mushroom body large-type Kenyon cell-specific protein 1-like
Exons: 1
Coding region: 1-813 (270 amino acids)
Source: RefSeq, a predicted model, not a curated record